AUGGCAGUACUGGCUGACCUCACUGGUACUUCUGCCCUGAAGAUACUUUCUAUCGCCCUCGUGGCUUGGGUUGUGGCAAUAUGGAUCAAAAUCAAACGCCAUCCAUUGUCCAAGUUUCCCGGUCCCCCAACAGCCGCGUUCAGCAAUAUUUCCUACUCUCGUCGAUUCAUGGGUGGCCGUCAGCCAUAUGAGAUGCUCAGGCUGCACGAGAAGUAUGGCAAGUCCACGCACUUCUGUCCCGUAGUACGCGUAACCCCAAAUGAGCUUUCAUUCAACACAUCCACCUCGUGGCGAGAUAUCUAUGGUCAGCGUAAAGACCAUCAACCAUUUAUCAAAAGCGACUUCUACGAUGGGGGAAGCUUUGCGGCGGAGGCCCAUUCAAUUGUUAGCGAGCGCGAUCCAGCAAAACACGCGGUGAUGCGUAAAUAUUUGUCCAAUGCCUUUUCGGACCGGUCGCUGAGAGAACAAGAGUACUUGGUGUCCGAGGUGGUGGAUCUUUUCAUUGAGAAGAUUGGUGAAAAGGGAGAUAACGGAGUUGAUUUAGUUCUUUGGUUAAACCUCACCACUUUUGACAUCAUUGGCAACUUAGCUUUUGGUCAGGUAUUUCAAGGUGUCGCUUCCGGGACUGAGCAUUUCUGGGUGUCUAUUGUGGUGAAAAGCAUGAGAAUGGGGGCUCUCGCUGAUUGCUUCAAGCGAUUUCCUUAUCUGGCAGCCAUCUUCAUCAAGUUAUUCCCCAGUCUUCUUAACAAACUGAUCGCAGAUACCAGAAGGCACGAGGCCUACACUAUUGAAUUGAUAAAAAAGCGAGUGAAUAAAAAGACCGAUCGACCGGAUUUCAUCACAAGAAUCCUCGAUGCCCGUAAAACAGACGAGAUAUCGGAAAUACAGAUCGCAGCACAUGCGUCUGACUUUGUGAUUGCGGGAAGCGAGACAACAGCUACGGCAUUGGCCUGUGUCACCUAUUAUCUCCAACGAAACCCUAAAGUUCUGAAGAAACUGAAAAGCGAGAUUCGCUCGACAUUCAAAGAUUACGACCAAAUUACGGCAGCAUCGACGCAGUCGAUGGAAUAUCUGAAUGCUGUCUUGGUGGAGGGCAUGAGGAUCUAUCCGCCUUUGCCUUUUGCGCUCCCGCGGGUUGUUCCAGAGGGAGGAGAUACAGUUGAUGGGCAUUUCUUGCCGGCUGGAACCGUCGUCUCAACCAAUCCCUUCGCGACGUGCAUGUCCUCGGACAACUUUACCUCCCCCUGGGAUUUCAAACCUGAGCGGUGGAUCGGUCCGAAUAAGCUGGAUAACUUGGAGGCCUCGCAACCUUUUUCAUAUGGUGCAAGAGCGUGUCUGGGACGAAGUCUUGGAUGGAUGGAACUGCGCACGAUUUUGGCGAAACUAUAUUUCAAAUAUGAUCUUGAGCUGAUGGAUGAUACUUUGAAUUGGCAAGAGGCAUCAGAGAUGCAUACGCUAUGGAAAAAGCCUAAGCUUAUGGUAAGGCCAAAGCCUAAAGGAGACAAGGUUUGA
Molecule: messenger RNA, 1512 nt
Organism: Penicillium vulpinum
Lineage: Eukaryota; Fungi; Ascomycota; Eurotiomycetes; Eurotiales; Aspergillaceae
Product: cytochrome P450
Exons: 7
Coding region: 1-1512 (503 amino acids)
Molecular function (GO): heme binding; oxidoreductase activity, acting on paired donors, with incorporation or reduction of molecular oxygen; iron ion binding
Source: RefSeq, a predicted model, not a curated record